Camelina sativa (false flax) is the source of this 223-nucleotide messenger RNA. The record is from RefSeq and is a predicted model, not a curated record. Lineage: Eukaryota; Viridiplantae; Streptophyta; Magnoliopsida; Brassicales; Brassicaceae.
ACCAACCUUAUUCUCAAUUCCUCAUUUUUGAUCCACAUUUUCACUAAUGGCUUCCAAUUCAAUCAGCACUUCCCGAAGCUCUAACUCUUCAUGGACACCUAAACAGGACAAGCAAUUCGAAAUGGCGUUGGCUACAUAUGACCAAGACACUCCUGACCGCUGGCAAAACGUUGCAAGAGCAGUUGGUGGAAAAUCAGCUGAGGAGGUAAAGCGACAUUACGAA